This is a messenger RNA of Camelina sativa (false flax), 2351 nucleotides long. Its product is annotated as DNA (cytosine-5)-methyltransferase DRM1-like. Gene Ontology annotation, cellular component: nucleus. The record is from RefSeq and is a predicted model, not a curated record. Lineage: Eukaryota; Viridiplantae; Streptophyta; Magnoliopsida; Brassicales; Brassicaceae. Gene Ontology annotation, molecular function: DNA (cytosine-5-)-methyltransferase activity; protein binding.
UCUAUUUGGGUGUGAAAAUGUUUAAAACACACCAUUUCUAGUUGUUUCCUCUAGUCUCUGAUUCAGAGUAGGCCUCUGCUAAAAUUUCUCAGUCUUCCUUUUUGUCUUCGUUUUAGGGUUUCAUUUGACCGGAUAACUUUGUUCUGCUCAGUCGCAUUUGCCUACUCAGCUGGAAACCUAGCUGUACCAAAACCUCCAGAAGCAGCCGAGCUCUCCCUCUCUCUCUCUCUCUCUCUAGCUCUCUCUCUCUCUCUCUCUAGCUCUCGCUCUCUUCUGUUUUAAAGAUUUCAGUGAGGAUUUUGAUUUUUUAUUGAAAGGAUUUUGAUUUAGAAAGCAACUAAUCUCUCUCGCUCUCUCUCAGGUUUGUUGUUGGGGAACAGUAAUGGUAAAUACAUCGACGUUUGCUGCAGAAAUGGUGGAACUUUCUAGUGGUGAUGAUGACAGUGAUGUGAUUUGGACUACGGAUGAUGAAUUUGAGAUUGAUAACUAUCAAUCUUCUCCGAUGCAUUCUGUGUCUGAAACCUUAGGUGGACCUGCUAGUAAGGGAAUCUCUGAUGAGACGUUUGCUAGUUUUAUUGAGAUGGGAUUUUCAAGUGAAAGCAUGGUUAGAGCAAUUGAAGAAACUGGACCAAAUCCAGAACCUAUUCUGAUUCUUGAAACGCUCUCCAAGUUUUCUACAAGCGAUGAACCUAGUUCUUCAAAAUCCAAAGUUUUCGAUUAUCUUAUUGGGAUGGGGUUUCCUGAGGAAAAUGUGUUAAAAGCUAUACAAGAAUACGGAGACGAAAAUGUUGAUGAGUUAACAGAUGCACUUCUUACUUAUGCGGAGGUAGAGGAAAUGAGCGAAACAAAAGACGAGAACAUCAACACUAAUGAUGAUGACAAUCUCUAUUCAUUAUCCUCAGAUGAUGAGGAUAAACCAAACUACUCGAAUGUACUCCAAUAUUUGAUCAACAUGGACUUUUCGAGGGAAGAAGCUGCUAAAGCUUUAGAGAGAUGUGGAGAGGAUGCAAGUGUGGAAGAGGUCGUAAACUACAUUUGUGCUGCUCAGAUGGCACGGCAAUUCGAUGAUUUUUUUGCACAACAAGAUAAAAAAGAGCUUAUAACUAACAGCAAAAAGAGGCGAGUAUACAAUGAGCCACAAAGAAGAAAGAGAAAGCCGAACACUGCCAUGGCCAAUGACGAGCUCAUCCGUCUACCAAAUCCGAUGACUGGGUUUGGUGUCCCUAAUGAACCUGGAAUUAUGACAAAAAGACCAGUCCCAAUUCCAGAUGUUGCUCGUGGCCCGCCCUACUUUUACUAUGAGAACGUUGCAAUGGCAAGUAAAGGUGCUUGGGCCAAGAUUUCCAGCCAAUUGUACGAUAUCAUGCCUGAAUUUGUAGAUUCUAUGUAUCUCUCUGCCGCUGCAAUGAGAAGGGGUUACGUUCAUAACUUACCAAUCGAUAAAAGAUACCAAAUCCAACCUCCACCACACUACACCAUCCAAGAAGCCUUUCCAGUGACCAAGAGAUGGUGGCCCACUUGGGAUGAAAGACUGAAGUUAAACUGUUUGGGCACAUUUCUUGGCAGUGCUACGCUUACAAACAGACUACGUGAGAAGCUUGAGAAACAUGAUGGAGAGCCGCCUGAAAGUGUGCAGAAAGAAGUCCUCAAAGAUUGCAGAAAAUGGAAUUUGGUCUGGGUUGGCAAGAACAAACUUGCCCCGCUUGAACCAGAUGAGAUAGAGAAGCUUCUAGGCUUCCCAGAGGAUCAUACUCGAGGAGGAGGACUCAGUAGAACUGAGCGCUUCAAGUCUUUAGGCAACUCGUUUCAGGUUGAUACUGUUGCAUAUCACUUUUCUGUCCUCAAGCCUUUGUUCCCGAAUGGAAUCAACGUUCUGUCACUCUUCACGGGGAUAGGCGGUGGAGAAGUCGCACUCCAUCGUCUCAAUAUUCGAAUGAAUGUAGUUGUGUCUGUGGAGAGUUCAGACGCAAAUCGAAACAUCUUGAGAAGCUAUUGGGCGCAGACGGAUCAGAAGGGUACCUUGAGAGAGUUCACUGACGUUUCAAAGCUAGACAAACAUACAAUUGAGCGACUUAUGGACGAGUAUGGAGGGUUUGACUUGGUUAUAGGAAGAAGUCCUUGUAAGAAUCGUGAAGGAGAUCAUUCGUAUCUCUUCUUCGAAUAUUGCAGGAUUCUCGAGACGGUUCGCAGCAAAUCAGCAGAUAUGAGGAGGAGAUGAAGAGUUUGAAGUCUCAAGUUGUUCUGAUUUGAAAAGAAAAAAAUAGUCCUUACAUCAGUACAUGAGUAGCAACGUUCUAAGUGAUUCAAAGUUGUAUUUUGCAGAUUCUUUUUAUGCCUUCUCUUUCUCUCCA